AUACCACCACCAUAAACCAUACACCGUUGUCUUGCACUGCUCGGACGACACGGCCGCUUCCUGAUGCACUGUUACCGUUGAAGCUGACGUGGACGCCGUCAAUUUCCACCCCCUUCACACACCGGCAUCGAAGUAUCCUGCAUCACCUUCACCAUGACUAAACACCAGGCUUCUACGUCUCGUUAUUAUGGACCGGGAAUGGAUCAUUCUAUUAUCCGGAACCACCGCUCUGCCCCACGAACAACUAUCCAAACACCCAUAAUCCUCAAACCAUCCUUCGAGUGGCAAAAAUGGGACGAGCUUGUUAUCAGAGUUCGGGGCCUCGUAGAUACAGAAACAACAUAUUCUGUGUGGAAGAACUUCAGAUCCCAGGGAAAUAUCACCUUCAUCGAGCUUUUUGAGACCAGAAGUGGACCACGAGAGAUACAAGCAAAGGUCAAAUUCUCUCCACCGCCUAAGGAUCCCUUUUGGUUAAUGUCUAAGCCAAAUCCUGGUAAAUACACCAUGAGGGAUGCCAACUACUGGUACGUGGUCAACGUUUCCAUGAAUGAUGACAGGAGACAGGGUCUGCAAAUUCAGAGUCCCAUCCGAAGACACAUCUUUUACGACCCCAAAAUGAAGAUGUCCGCUACUGCCCUCCAUUUCGGCCUCAUGAUCAAUCCGCAGUCCAUAAUGCCAAUGCACUCUGUUACCCCCAUCCAGGAAGACUUGACGUUCGUUGUUGAUCUCCUGCGCAACCGAAUCGUCGCAUCCUUCAAUGUGCACUUUCAGGAUCCGCGUACUAAUGGAGCCACAGACUAUCUCAGCAAUUCGAAAGUGGCAGAAUACAAUCGAGUCAAUCGGUACAUGUUUCAGGUACCGUUUGGUCAAGUGGAGAAGAUCCAACGAAUGGACCUUAACCCUCAAGUCUUUGCCCUGGUCAUCACCCUAGAUUCCCCUCCUCAGUUCUACCGAAAGCGAGAGGACGAGAAAGCCGGACAUGCAGACGGAAGUCUAAUCUGGUCUGACUUUGAUACCUGGUACCGGCAGACGGAUAUUGUGUAUGAUCCUUACCGCUUGCAAACAGCCAAGGUCACUCUUCAUAAAGAGAGACCAGUUAUUGACAUUGGCCGAUGGACGACAUAUCUCUUUGAGUUCCCCCGCUACCGAAACUCGGAUGGCCUCUUUGAUACAAUGAAGCAGGCUUUGCAGGACUUUAACAUCGAGAUUCUCACCGUUCCAACUCUCACCAAGGUCCCACCUCAGGCCGCCGCCCUCUGGUCUCUGAUCGACCCGGCAGUGUCUACCUCAGGUUCUGGUAACCUACUGCAUCUAGAAGGCAAUGACCCCGCUAUGUCCCUGCCUUUUGAGGUUCGAUAUCAACUGGAAGUCUGCAUCUCUCGUGAAAUUAUCAACGAACACAACAUCACCAAACCAUUCGUCAAGAAGCUCGCAGAAAUCGCGGCUAAGGAUUCCACAAAGGCACGAGAUAUCCUUGAAUACGUCGCAGGACAAGAAAAGCGUGUUUUCGAUCCCAUGUCGAUUUUUAAAGACGUGGAGGCUCUUGGAUUCUCCUCGAAGGCAGAAAUUCCUCACUACUGUGCUUAUUCUCGCAAGGCGACAAUUACGCCAAGUACAAUCUACUUCAGCACACCGACGGUUGAGACCACCAAUCGAGUACUUCGACACUACGCCCGGGAGAACCAAGAUUGCCGCUUUCUCCGCGUCCAAUUUACAGAUGAGCUGUUUGAGGGUCGUAUCAAUGCUUGUGCCGAGAAGCAGAGAAACGAUGAACUCUUCACCCGUGUUUACCGAACUCUUUUCAAUGGUAUCCAGAUCGGGGAUCGCCAUUACGAGUUCUUGGCAUUCGGCAACUCUCAAUUCCGUGAGAAUGGUGCCUACUUCUUCUGCCCGACAGACCAUCUAUCCUGUGACGAUAUCCGCUACUGGAUGGGGAAUUUCUCUGAUAUCAAGGUCGUUGCGAAAUAUGCAGCUCGAUUGGGUCAAUGCUUCUCCACAACGAGAGCUAUCAACGGACUUUCGAAGCCUGAUAUCGUAAAGAUUCCUGACGUGUUCCUGGGGCAAAAUAAGGAAUACUGCUCAACGGAUGGAGUCGGCAAGAUUUCUCCCUUCCUUGCACAGAUGAUUGCGGCAGAGCUAGGUAUUCGUUCAAACACAGCACCAUCUGCCUUCCAAUUCCGACUUGGCGGAUGUAAAGGCAUACUCGUUGUUUGGCCUGAAGCUAAGGACAAGGAAGUACACAUUCGAAAGAGCCAGCAGAAAUUCACUGCUACUUACAACGGCCUUGAAAUCAUCAGAUGCUCUCACUUGUCCUGCGCCACUCUCAAUCGGCAGACAAUUACGAUCCUGUCAUCCCUCGGUGUCGAAGACGACGUAUUCUUGAAGAUGCUUACUGAACAGCUUGAGAACUAUCAGAGUGCUAUGAGUAACGACGACCUAGCUGUUAGUCUCCUAUUGAGAUACAUCGAUGACAACCAGAUGACAAUCAAUAUUGCCACCAUGAUCCGAAACGGCUUCAUGGCCGAGAGAGAUCCAUUUGUGAUGUCCCUGCUUCACCUUUGGCGCGCCUGGUCCAUCAAGCUCCUCAAGGAAAAGGCUAAGAUCAUUGUUGAGAACGGGGCAUUUGUUCUUGGUUGCGUAGACGAGACCGGAACGUUGCGAGGAUACGCGAAGCCCACAGUGGCUCCCGGCGAGCAGCUCACGAAGGAUGAGUUGCCACAAAUUUUCCUGCAGAUUCCAGACAAGACCGAUCCAAAUCGGUAUAAUGUCAUUCAAGGCAUCUGUCUUGUUGGGCGGAACCCGUCUCUGCACCCUGGCGAUCUCAGAGUCGUGGAGGCAGUCGACGUUGAAGCCUUGCAUCAUCUCAGAGAUGUUGUGGUCUUUCCAUUGAAAGGCGAGCGCGACGUCCCGAGCAUGUGUUCCGGAGGUGAUCUUGAUGGUGAUGACUUUUUCGUCAUUUGGGAUAAGGACUUGAGACCACCGGAGUGGAACUGUGAACCGAUGAACUAUUCUGCUCCUCCACCAAAGGAGCACAAUCGACCAGUCGAAGUCACUGAUUUGAUGAAGUUCUUCGUCCGCUUCAUGAAGAAUGAUUCCCUACCGACAAUUGCACAUGCUCACCUCGCUCAAUCAGACUUCCUCGAAGGCAGUGUUAAGGACCCAAAAUGCCUUGAACUCGCAGCCUUGCACUCUAAGGCAGUCGACUAUGUGAAGACGGGCGAGCCAGCUCAGAUGCCGAAGCGUCUGCGUCCUGGCAAAUGGCCACACUUCAUGGAGAAGCGGCACAAGCCGAAAGACGCUCAGUAUCACUCGAACAGGAUCCUUGGCCAACUUUAUGAUAAGGUUGAGACUGUCAAUUUCAAGCCCCAGUACGAAGAACCAUUCGACAAGCGAAUAUUGCGAGCAUACUCGUUGGAUGACGAUAUAUUGAAGACUGCUCGUCAACUCAAGGGCAAGUACGACAGGGAAAUGCGUCAGAUUUUGGCUCACCACGAAGUCAAGACGGAAUUCGAAAUUUGGUCAACCUUUGUGCUCUCCAAGCCCCGCGUCGGCAGCGACUACAAGCUUCAGGAAGAGAUUGGCAGAAUUUCUGACGGUCUGAAGGACAAGUAUCGCACUGAAUGCAUUAAGCACGCUGGCAGUAAAGAUUUCGCCGUUCUUGGACCUUUCGUGGCCGCCAUGUACAAGGUUACUAAGGAGGAAAUGGACAUCAUGCUGGCGGAGUGCCGCUCAAUGAAGAUUGUCGGCGGCAGAGAGGUACCGAGACGCAAAAUGGAGCCGAAAUCCAUGCCCUUGAUGUCAUUUCCAUGGCUAUUUGAGAAGGAACUUGGCCGCAUCGCUACUGGCAUUGAUGUCUCCGACGAUCUUGAGGAUCUGGGCCUGGCUCCUCUGACUCUUGGCGAGGCUGGCCAUACGCGAAAGCGACAAGGUGGCGGACUUGUUGAUGUCGACGAUUACAUUCAGCAAGAAGACGGUAUCAUUGUUCAUCGUGGCGAAGAACUUGACUUGUUCCGCCAUGACGGUGACUCCGACGAUCUCUCUGAUGAUGGCAAUCUCGAUAUCAGAGACUCGCAUGACUUCACAAUGGGCGGCUCCGGAGAGCUUGUUCUGGCAACUGAGUUCCACAUAGACUCACCAAUCCUUGAGCACUUGCGCAGUGGUACUGGAGUUGAAGACGUUGUUCCGAGAACCAUCUUGGACGGAUUUGAUGACCCGCGAGAGGUGCAAUCCUAUGACUCUACCGGCUCGAGACCGUCGUAUUUCAAGAGUUGGCGACGAAGCUCAUCACCCAACACUAAUAAUGCUGAGGGAAGCUCACCUGCGACUUCAGACCAUGCGUCUGUUGCGACGCCUACUUCAUCUCCCGUCGUCGACAUCGCUGCCAAUACCGCCGAUCCAGAGCCUCCCGAGGAAGUUGAAGAAGAGAUUGUUGAGCUCAAGAUCAAGGAGUCGCCUUUGGAGAAGUUGUCAAAAUUUGUUGGCGGAUUAGCAUCUGAAGCAACUCGUUCGGAGGAGGACGGUGUCGUGGAGGAAGAGGUCAUGCCAGUUGAGAUCAAGGGCUCUGUUUUGGACAAGUUGGCUCGCAUGAUGGACUCUUAAGUUUCUCCUGAUCUCUGGUCUCCGUGAGGAGUGAGCUGGUGGUUCUUUCCCGUCCUUUGUAGUGGGCACUUCUGGGUUGAUGAAGUUUGCAUUG
Hyaloscypha bicolor E is the source of this 4693-nucleotide messenger RNA. Its product is annotated as RdRP-domain-containing protein. The transcript has 4 exons. Gene Ontology annotation, biological process: siRNA processing. Gene Ontology annotation, cellular component: nuclear RNA-directed RNA polymerase complex. The record is from RefSeq and is a predicted model, not a curated record. Gene Ontology annotation, molecular function: RNA-directed RNA polymerase activity. Lineage: Eukaryota; Fungi; Ascomycota; Leotiomycetes; Helotiales; Hyaloscyphaceae. The coding region runs from base 154 to 4599 and encodes 1481 amino acids.